AUGAGGGGAUGCCUCACGUGUCGUCUACGCCAUCUGAAAUGUGAUAAAUCCGGUUCGAAAUGUCUCCGCUGUCAACGAUCUGGCCGCGAAUGUGUGCCGGCUCCUGGCAAGUCAGAAGAAGUGUCGUUUCGACAUGGCCAAAAUCCAUCGCUGCGAGGGAAGGGCCCUCCGAGAUAUGGCGAGAGUGAUCUUGCCUUUCCGGACGAUCAGGUCUGGGUUGAGACUUCUUCCGAGUUCGACUUCAAGGAUGAAACAGAUCAGACCGCGGCUGAAUAUUAUGUUGUACCUGUAGCAAGGCAACAAUCAGCGUCAAGAUCAUCCUCUGAGGGUCGUUCGACGCCUUCGUCUGCAGUGGAUUCAGCUAUGGCGACCCCAAACCUGGUCAUCCCUUAUUCGCAACUUGGCUCGCGGUCCAAUUCAGCAACCUCGCAUUCAUCGACACCUACCCCUGACAAUCAGCCAAAACUAACCAACAUCACCGAGGCGUAUCUACUGCGCCAUUUUCAGAAGCACCUUGCACCAUGGCUCGACGCAUGCGACCCUCGCCGACACUUUUCAACCGAUGUAGUCGAACGCGCGACCACAUCAUCUCUACUUUUAUACGCAUGCCUAGCAGUAUCAGCCUGCCACCUAUCCCGAACGACAAACACCAUCCCAGCAGACCUCGAAGACAUGUAUCAUGAACGCUGCAUCUCAAUCAUGCUCCCAGUCCUUGACAGAUCGGAGUCCGAAAUCGGCAUCGACAUCCUCAUCUCAUCAACAGUAAUGCUCCGCUUCUUCGAGCAAGUCUCCUCAUGCAACCCCUCGAACGACCACCAACGCCACCUCCUAGCGGGCUCAGUCUAUAUAAGCUCUCACGUCGACUGCGCAAUAUCUGGCGGCUUAGCAACAGCCUCCUUCUGGCUCUUCGUCAUCCAAGACAUCCAGUUCGCACUUACGUACCAGAAAUGCCUUCGGCUCACCUUCGCCCCGUUCGACGACGUUCUCCGCCGGUGGUGGGUCGCCAAGCCCGUCCUGAGCGACGGAGACUGGACUAAUCGCGCGAUUUGGCUGUUGGCCGAGACUGUGGAUUUCUGCUGGAAUGUCUCGGGCCGAAAUUACGGGGGCCGACUUGGCUCCGUUGGUGAGAUGGCUCUGAGACAGAGGAUUCGUGAGUGGGAGGCUGGGAGGCCGGAUUCUUUUGCGCCUUUGCAUGUUUCGCCGCCGGAUCGUGCUACAGGGAAGCCUUUUCCUGUUGCUUGGUUUACUAGUUCUUGGCAUGCUUCUGCUAUACAGCAUGUCUGCCUUGCCAAGGCAUUGAUGUCGAUUCGCGAAUUGGAGGGUUGGGCACCGAGCAUGAGACAUUUGGAGCAGCCUGUCAGGUUGAAGAAUGAAAUCAUCGAAAACCUCUAUUUCAUUUUCGGAAUCGCCCUCUCUGCCGACGAUGAUCCUCCCCUACGAAUCACAGCUUCCCACGUCCUCCGUGCUUGCGGCUCAUGGAUCGAUGACCCUCUCGCCCAAAACCUGAUCUUCGACCUUCUCCAACGCAUAGAAAGGGAAAAUGGCUGGCCGUUAGCUCAUGUACGAGAAAAGGUCGUCGGAUACUGGCGACGAGGAUAG
Messenger RNA from Penicillium canescens, 1599 nucleotides. Its product is annotated as Zn(II)2Cys6 transcription factor domain-containing protein. Gene Ontology annotation, cellular component: nucleus. The coding region runs from base 1 to 1599 and encodes 532 amino acids. Gene Ontology annotation, biological process: positive regulation of transcription by RNA polymerase II. Gene Ontology annotation, molecular function: zinc ion binding; transcription cis-regulatory region binding; DNA-binding transcription factor activity, RNA polymerase II-specific. Lineage: Eukaryota; Fungi; Ascomycota; Eurotiomycetes; Eurotiales; Aspergillaceae. The transcript has 9 exons. The record is from RefSeq and is a predicted model, not a curated record.